This is a messenger RNA of Zerene cesonia (dogface butterfly), 5360 nucleotides long. RefSeq names its product jmjC domain-containing histone demethylation protein 1-like. The transcript has 14 exons. Bases 33 to 2078 code for a protein of 681 amino acids. The record is from RefSeq and is a predicted model, not a curated record. Lineage: Eukaryota; Metazoa; Arthropoda; Insecta; Lepidoptera; Pieridae. Gene Ontology annotation, molecular function: transcription coregulator activity; zinc ion binding; DNA binding. Gene Ontology annotation, biological process: protein demethylation; regulation of transcription by RNA polymerase II.
CGCAAAAAUUCCGGUACCCGUUCUUCACGGAGAUGCUGUGGUACGUGCUCGACCGCUACGUAAGCUCGCUGCUCGGCCGCUCGCACCUCGCGCCCGAGGGGCAGAGCGCGCCGCCCGCGCCGCCCGCACCGCCCAAGGACCACGUGCACCUCACGCAGAACGAGCUGCACGGCCUGAAGGCUAUAGUGGUGUACUUGCAUCAGUUACCAGCGGCUCGCAAAUCCGUACCAGAGCUGUUGACGGAUCCGAUAGCGCUCGUGCGCGAUGUGCGCACGCUGGUCGAACAGCAUCGUCACGAUAAACAGCAUUUGGCUGUCACUGGUCAACCCGUAUUGAAAGGUCCAGACGAGUCGUCGAGCGGUGAGCGCAUACGUCAGUGGAGCGGGCGCGGUGGGCGCGGCGGGCAUCGGGGCGGGCCAGCCAGACCGCGGCCUGAGCACGCCAACAAUGCGCCUAGACGACGACGUACUAGAUGCAAGAAAUGCGAGGCUUGCCAGCGCACAGAUUGUGGCGAAUGCGUGUUUUGCCACGAUAUGGUUAAGUUUGGAGGUCUGGGGCGAGCCAAACAGACUUGCGUGAUGCGCCAGUGCUUGCAGCCAAUGUUGCCAGUGACAGCUUCGUGUGCCGUGUGCCAUUUGGACGGAUGGAUGCAAACACCGGUCGCUCCGCAGGCUAAGGGAAACUCUGGCCGCAACGGUCCGUCGCUAUUGCGCGAAUGCUCAGUGUGCUACAGCAUCGUGCACGAGACCUGCGUGCCGGCCGGUGGGCAACUCAACGAAGAUCUGCCCAACUCGUGGGAGUGUCCCACUUGCACUACCAUGGGGCUGCACCAUGAUUAUAAGCCUCGUCACUUCCGCGCACGUCAGAAAUCAUCAGACUUGCGUCGCAUGAGCGUUAGCUCCGAUGCCAGUCAACUGAGCCAGAAUCAUGUGCAAAACAAAUUGCCAGUUCUACCAUCAGUGACGGUGAAGACGGAGACAGGCUCUGAUAGCGAGAACAAGAAUGACGUGCACAUUAAAACUGAGGAUGAAAUAAAGCGCGAUGAAGACGGCAACGAGAUAGCCGGUGAGAGCGGUGAGCGCGGCGAGGACUGGGAGCCGGCGAACAAGCGGCGGCGUGCGAGUGAUGAAGACGAAGCGCCCAAGAAACAGGCGCAGAGGGCUCACCUCGCUUUGCUGCUCACCCAUCACUCGGCUAAGCCGCUCAAGAAACCGCUGUACCCGGUGCGUCCGGCGCCUGUGCCCAUAUCGAACUUCGCCGGCACGCCGUGGCUGGACCGCGACGCGAUGCUCAACGUGUUCGCGAAGCUGACGCCGCACGAGCUGGCCACGUGCGCGCUCGUCUGCAAGGCGUGGGCCGAGUACUCGAUGGAUCCGUCGUUGUGGCGCAGCAUGUCGUUCGUGCAAGUGCGCGUGUCUGCGGCGCAACUGGCGGGCAUCGCUCGCCGCCAGCCACUCACGCUUGGCCUUGAGUGGUGCCAUCUAGCAAGACGCCAGCUGGCUUGGUUACUAGCCCGCUUGCCGGCGCUCCGCUCGCUUUCCCUCGCCGGUUCGCCCGCAGAGGCGGCGCUGGCUCUCCGUUCGAGCGCCUGUCCCCCCCUCACUUCACUGGACCUGUCGUUUGCGCGAUGCCUCGACGACGCUAAGUUGCGCGGGAUCCUGGCACCGCCGGAGAACUCUAGGCCCGGCGGCGGAGCACGCUCCGGGACAGAACCGUCCCGCUUGGCCGCUCUCGCCGUACUGAGGCUGCCUGGAACGGAUAUCACUGAUGUUGCCAUGCGCUAUGUUGUACAGGCAUUACCGAAGCUAGUGGAGCUGGACGCGUCGUCGUGCGCGCGGCUGACGGACGCGGGCGCGGCGCAGCUCGCGCACCACGGCCUGCAGCGGCUCUCGCUCGCCGGCUGCCGCUUGCUCACCGAGGCGGCGCUCGACCACCUGGCGCGCUGCCCCAACCUCGUGCGACUUGAUCUCCGACACGUGCCACUGGUAUCAACGCAGGCCGUCAUUAAGUUUGCCGCCAAGUCCAAGCACAACUUGCACGUGAAGGACGUAAAGUUAGUGGAGCUGCGGGCCACCUGAUCCGAGGCCGACGUGGCUGAGCCCACGUCCGAUGCCACGCCUGACGUCACCAACGUCUCUGACGUCGCCGACGUCGCUGACAAAACAGAUGUCGCCGCUGACAAGGCUGACGUCGCCGCUGACAACGCUGACGCCAUGCCCGAACCAGCCAAGGACGCUGAAUGAAUCCCCCAGUUCAGUGAUACAAUGGUGUGCUGAAGACAAUGUGUUUGUGUGCUGUGAAUAUGAAUGUGAAACCAAAUUGAUCAUACUGUAAGUUUAAUUUACGUUAGUUAGAACUAAUUCGUUAACAGAAUCCUCCGAUUUAUAAUUUAUAAGUGCACUUCCUUAAAUGCAUUUUCUGUACUUGUAGUCUUGACAUCUGACAGAUUAUAAAAACUUUUCUGAAAUACCCAAUGUGUCAGCUUUAUAUUCUUAUAGUUUUGUCCCUUCUUUCUGCAGUUACGAGAAAUCCUUUGCUAGAAUGAGAAACAAUAAAGGAAUUUAGUUCACAUUGCUAUAUGGAGAGAGUGAACAAGGCUUUUUACUAAAGUAUUUUAGGAUUAUAAAAGGGGACUAUAGGAAUAUGAAGACAACUUAAAAAAAAAUACUUAAACAGAGGACUUCUUAUAUGAAUUAUUAUUAUCGCUUAAGCACACCAAUAUUUUAAAUUAUUGAACCUCAUUCACUUGACAGUAUGCUGUGUAACAUAUCAGAAAAUUACAUUGUUUGUUAAAAAUACUGUGAAGUAUCUGUACACAGAUAAUUUUAAAGUUUGUGAACUAUGAAAUUUUACUCUUCCAUAUAAAAAUUUACAUAUAUCCAUAUAAAAAUUCACAUCUCUGCUGGUAAAAAGACUCAUUUUUUACUUAAUAUCAAAUAUCAUUAUAAUUAGAUUAAUAUUAACACUCGCAACUUAAUUGAAGAGAGAAUGGUAAAUGAAUUGAAUUUAUAAAAUAACAAUAGAUAUCAAUAUAUGGUUAUUUAAGUGUUGUCAUUAACUUCAUAAAAACUAAAUUAAUCAGUUUGAACUAUGCCAUAUAACUGGUAAGAAUUUAGACAUUUUAAUGCUUAAGGGUUAUGGAGAUAAAAAAUAAUGUUUGUGGCAUUUCUUAAGCAUCAUUUAUCGGUAUUUCGAUUGUAAUAACAUAAUAAAUAUCUAUCUGUAUGGGUGAAAUUAGAACCAAAUUAUGAUACGUAAUUAUGAAUGUAACUCUUCUAAACUUCAGAGUGAAAAUAACGAUUGAAAUAUUGUAUAUAUUUAAUUAAUUACUACUAUUUGAAGAAAUUGUAAUGUUUGAUGCAAACAUUAUGAUAUAUUUUUUUGUGCCAACUUUGAAGCACAUUUUGUAUAUGCACAAAAUUAUUUAUUAUCAAAUAGUUAAAGAUAUUUCGAUUUUAUUGCAUGCUGUUGCAUUUUUUAUAUAUAUUUUAUUUGUUUCUUUGUUACAUUUCGAAGUCAAUAAAACCUGGGCGUUCUGAUGAACAAUAUCUUAUAAGUUGCAUUAUAUUAUAAUUUAUUUGAAUUAGACAACAGAUGAAAAAUAGAAUUUUUUCCCCCUUGGCAUUAUUUAAAAUAUACUCAAAUUACAAUUGGUUGUUUUGAAUAUUCAUAAAGUAUGAAUCCUGUAGAGAUCAAAGUAUGUUUGCUCAUAGGUAAAUAAGAUUUUCCACAAAUCUGUGUAAUAAUAGCAAUAUUGAUUACUCAUUGUUGUUUUGUGACUGAGCAAUAAUUGACUUUUCUUGUAUGGCCUAUGUGAAAUUAAAUUAUUUUCAAAGCAAUAAGUUACUGUAUUAUACUUGGAAGAAUACAUUUUAGUUUCAUGACAAUUCAGGAUUGGUUUUGUUGUAUUUUUAGUUCUAGUCGCUUCUUAGAUAUAAGUAUCUUGUAAACAAUAAUUAUUGUGACCGACAUUUUUCUCAAUUAUUGAGGCUAAAUAGUUCAUUAAAAUAGUAAUGUCUAAAGCUUGUUGGAACCAAUGAAUCACUUUAAAUUUAAUUUAGUAUGUUUGGUCCUUACCGUUUCUUUCUUUAUAGACAAGUUUUGUGUGUAGAAAAUUAACACAAUUAUGAAUAUAAAUACUAGCUAAACCUAGGUUAUACAUAAUUAGGUCUUAAUGUUAUCUUUUGACAUACUAAUCACUUGACAUUGUAAUUUUAAUGGGACAGUACGAGCAGCUAAUACACUAGCUUGGCACAUUUCUUAGAAUAAUUUUCAAUUAUCUAAUUAUAAUCAAAUGUAAAAAUUGCAUUUUUUUAGUUAUUUCACUCCACACCGGUCCCGUUUUUAUAUUAAAAAUAAACAAUUUGCUAACCCAUUUUAUUGGAUUUCAAGCUUGUCUCAGAAGUUAUGUAAAAAUUAAUCUGCGAGGAUAGCGAAUUGUUUGAACAUAUAAGAACGGAACAUAAAUAUUUUAAAAUAAUUGUAAAUAAUUAGUAUCUAAGUACCGACUCUGGUCACAGUAUGCGAGGUCGGGAUGGCCGCCUAUAGUAUUAGCCUAAGAAAUCAACAUUGGUAUCAAAGUAUUAAGGUACAAAAAUGUAUACUUGUCAAAAUUUUGUGAAACUAAAUGUUUGAAAAGGGCCUUUUCCACGUCACACAAUCAUCCUGCUUUGUAGGUUUUUAAUUGAAAAGUUACAAAAUUCUAUGACAUAGUUUGAGUUUUUCACUAUAUUAUAGCAAAUAGCAGUGUCUAUUAUGUAGAUUAUAAGAGUUAAGGUAUUCAACUUGUAAUUUAAUAUAUUAUAAUAUCAAAUAUUAGAUUUUUCGUACUUUCACUGUAAAGCUAUAAAUCAUUUCAAAUUGUGGACCUUCAUUUUUAGAAGUUGGUUGGAAAAGGCUUUUCCACAUAACAUAUUUUUUGUCUAUUCAACAUUAUCAAUAGUAAUAGCUCAAUUGCACUACAAAUAAAAUAGUUGAUGUUUAUUAAUUGUAAAAUUUUGUCAUGUGUAUGUUUUUGUCGUCUGUGUGUAAAUAUAAUAUCAUAUUCAAUAUCUAGGUGUAUCUAUAGUACAUAAGCAUUGUGUGCCUCUGUGUAUAGUUGGUUAGGUAUUAAAAACAUUAACUUGUCAUUUACGACACAAAAUUGUGUAUUUCUUUAUGUAGAUAAUUUAGAAUAAGAUUGAGAAUUUUGAAAGACUUGGCUAAGCUCGCAUGCUGGCAACUGGUUGGCAAGAGAUGGUGAUAUUAUAGCUAAUUAUAAUAAGAUAUAGAUGUUAUGUGAAAUUGACGUUAAAGAGUCUUAUUGUAUCAUUGGUUACCAUAAGCACGUAUAGUAUUUGAAAUAAAUAUUUACAUUGAGA